AUGGCAACCGCCCCCGCCGCCGCCGCCGUGGCGGCACCAGAGCAGCCGCGCCGCCGGAAGCUGGCCCCGGGGCGCGGGGGCGUGGUCCUCCCUGCGGGGCUCUCGGAGGAGGAGGCCAGGGUGCGGGCCAUCGCCGAGAUCGUCUCGGCGAUGGGGGAGCUCUCGCGGCGCGGGGAGGAUGUGGACCUCAACGCGCUCAAGUCCGCCGCGUGCCGGAGAUACGGUCUGGCGCGGGCGCCCAAGCUGGUGGAGAUGAUCGCCGCCGUGCCCGAGGCCGACCGCGCCGCGCUGCUGCCGCGGUUGCGCGCCAAGCCCGUGCGCACGGCGUCGGGUAUCGCCGUCGUCGCCGUCAUGUCGAAGCCGCACCGUUGCCCCCACAUCGCCACCACCGGGAACAUCUGUGUCUACUGCCCCGGCGGUCCCGACUCCGACUUCGAGUACAGCACGCAAUCCUACACUGGAUACGAGCCCACCAGCAUGCGUGCCAUUCGGGCAAGGUAUAAUCCAUAUGUGCAAGCCAGGAGCAGGAUAGAUCAGCUCAAGAGGCUAGGGCAUAGUGUGGAUAAGGUCGAAUUCAUCUUGAUGGGUGGGACUUUCAUGUCCUUACCAGCUGAUUAUCGUGAUUAUUUCAUCAGAAAUCUUCAUGAUGCUUUAUCAGGUCACACUUCUGCAAAUGUUGAGGAGGCUAUUUGUUAUUCGGAACAUAGUGCUGUCAAGUGUAUUGGUAUGACGAUUGAGACGAGACCUGAUUAUUGCUUGGGGCCUCAUCUGCGCCAGAUGCUAUCUUAUGGUUGUACCCGCUUGGAAAUUGGUGUUCAGAGUACAUAUGAGGAUGUUGCUCGUGACACAAACAGAGGACACACGGUGGCUGCUGUCGCUGAUUGCUUCUGUUUGGCAAAAGAUGCUGGGUUUAAGGUGGUUGCCCACAUGAUGCCAGAUUUACCUAAUGUUGGAGUUGAAAGAGACUUGGAAAGUUUCAGAGAAUUUUUUGAAAGUCCAGCAUUCCGGGCUGAUGGUCUGAAGAUUUAUCCAACACUUGUGAUUCGUGGAACUGGUCUUUAUGAGCUCUGGAAAACUGGCAGAUAUAGAAAUUAUCCACCUGAGCUGUUGGUGGAUAUUGUGGCAAGAAUUCUGUCUAUGGUACCACCAUGGACACGAGUGUAUCGGGUCCAAAGAGAUAUUCCUAUGCCUCUUGUCACUUCUGGUGUUGAGAAAGGUAACCUUCGUGAGCUUGCUUUGGCUCGAAUGGAAGAUCUGGGUUUAAAAUGCCGAGAUGUCAGAACCCGUGAGGCAGGGAUUCAGGAUAUCCACCACAAGAUCAGGCCAGAUGAAGUAGAGCUUGUCAGACGUGACUAUGCUGCAAAUGAGGGUUGGGAGACAUUCCUCUCUUAUGAGGAUACACGACAGGAUAUCCUGAUCGGUCUGUUGCGCUUGCGUAAAUGUGGCCGUAAUGUUACAUGCCCUGAACUUGUAGGGAGGUGUUCAAUUGUUCGUGAGCUUCAUGUCUAUGGAACUGCAGUCCCUGUGCAUGGCCGCGAUGUAGACAAACUACAGCACCAGGGAUACGGAACUCUAUUAAUGGAAGAAGCAGAAAGGAUUGCUCGGAAGGAGCACCGAUCGAAGAAAUUAGCUGUCAUUUCAGGGGUUGGUACUCGCCACUACUACCGCAAGUUGGGUUAUGAGCUAGAAGGGCCUUACGUGGUUAAGUGUUUGGCAUAA
Miscanthus lutarioriparius is the source of this 1719-nucleotide messenger RNA. Lineage: Eukaryota; Viridiplantae; Streptophyta; Magnoliopsida; Poales; Poaceae. The record is from the annotation of a GenBank genome assembly.